Messenger RNA from Caenorhabditis bovis, 1416 nucleotides. Lineage: Eukaryota; Metazoa; Nematoda; Chromadorea; Rhabditida; Rhabditidae. The record is from the annotation of a GenBank genome assembly.
AUGGCCGAUCCAGGCUCGGAUGCGACUGUUUCAAAGCCGCCCCCGGAAUCCGAUGUGCGCAAUCGAAAAGCGACGAGUACACCGUCAAAAACGCUUCUAGAGGCAAAAAAAGAUGAAGUGCGGCCAACUAGCGAUGAAAGUGAUAUGGACGCUUUGUUGCAAGAUGAAGAAAGCGAUGCUGGUCAGAAAAAACAAAACGAUGGAAUGGAAAAGAUGAUGAAAGUAAUACCGCAGGAUAAAGGAAGUCUUGGAGAAUUCGCUGAUUCUUUAUUAGAGUCUCUUCCUCCCAGAUGGAGAAAUUGGGUAGUCCGCGGUAUUUUCACAAUAUUGAUGGUUUCAUCGUUCUGUUUUAUUGUUAAUCGCGGAGCAACAUGGCUCACAUUUCUUGUGUUUUCGAUACAAUUCAAGUGUUUCCAUGAAAUUAUAAAAAUUGGACUCGCUGUGUAUCGAAUGUAUGAUUUCCCAUAUUUCCGUCUAUUGUCAUGGUAUUUCUUGGUAACCAGCAAUUACUUUUUCUUCGGUGAAAGUCUCAUCGAUUAUUUCCAAAUAUUGCUACGGAAGGAUAAUUUCCUCAACUGGCUUGUUGCCUAUCAUCGAAUGAUCUCUUUUUCUCUCUACUGUAUCGGAUUCGUUUCGUUUGUUCUGUCGUUGAAGAAAGGAUACUAUAUGCGACAGUUCUCGUUGUUUGCUUGGACUCACAUCACCCUUCUAUUGAUCGUCAGCCAAUCAUUCUUCAUAAUUCAAAACAUCUUCCAAGGCCUUAUUUGGUUUUUGGCUCCGGUUUCGAUGAUAAUAUGUUGCGAUGUAAUGUCGUACAUGUUUGGCUUCUUUUGGGGAAAAACUCCACUCAUCAAAUUGUCGCCGAAGAAAACAUGGGAAGGAUUUAUUGGCGGAGCAUUCUCAACUGUCGUGUUUGGAGUUUUGCUUUCUCUCCUCUUGUUCAAUCGUCCAUUCUUUGUAUGCCCAAUCGAAAGUUACCAACAGGAUAAUACCAACUGUACAAUUCCACCAUCGUUCCAACUUCAAGAAUAUGCGGUUCCCCGUCCAUUCUCAUUUCUUUACAAAAUUGUUCGAAAAGAUCCGGUCAUUCGGAUGUUCCCGUUCAUCUUCCAUAGUAUUGCAAUGAGUUUAUUCGCUUCGAUUCUGGGACCGUUCGGCGGGUUUUUCGCGAGCGGAUUCAAGCGAGCAUUCAAGAUCAAGGAUUUCGGCGAUGUGAUCCCCGGACAUGGUGGACUUAUGGAUCGUUUCGACUGCCAGCUUUUGAUGGGAACUUUUGUCAAUGUUUAUAUUCACACAUUCAUCAGAAUACCGAACCCGACGAAAUUGGUCCAACAGAUUCUUUGGCUCGACGCCAACGAUCAACUCAGCGUGUUUAAUAUGCUGAAGGAAGAGAUGACCAAAAAUGGAUUGUUGUAG